Molecule: messenger RNA, 2740 nt
Organism: Molossus molossus (Pallas's mastiff bat)
Lineage: Eukaryota; Metazoa; Chordata; Mammalia; Chiroptera; Molossidae
Gene: SH3BP5
Product: SH3 domain binding protein 5
Exons: 9
Coding region: 164-1531 (455 amino acids)
Biological process (GO): negative regulation of protein tyrosine kinase activity; intracellular signal transduction
Cellular component (GO): cytoplasm
Molecular function (GO): protein kinase inhibitor activity
Source: RefSeq, a predicted model, not a curated record
UCCGCCUCGGCCGGGGGAUCCGCAGCGCGAGCGGCGCCUCUCGGGUGUCGGCUGCGGCGGCUCCCGGACCUGCCGGGCUCUGGCGAGACGCUGCGGGCGAGCUAGCGGCGGCGGCAGCGGACGCUCCGAAGCCCGCCGCGAGGUUGGCGUUCCGGCGGCCCGCAUGGACGCGGCACUGAAGCGGAGCCUCUCGGAGGAGCCGGCUGAGCCCCUGCCGCCGGCCCGGGACCUGGAGGAGGAGGAGGAGGAGGAGGGGAUGGAGCAAGAGCUGGAGGAGGAAGAAGAGGUGGACCCCCGGAUCCAGGGAGAAUUGGAGAAAUUAAACCAAUCCACGGAUGACAUCAACAGACGGGAGACCGAACUUGAGGAUGCUCGCCAGAAGUUCCGCUCUGUUCUGGUGGAAGCGACGGUGAAACUGGACGAACUGCUGAAGAAGAUCGGCAAAGCCGUGGAAGACUCGAAGCCCUACUGGGAGGCGCGGAGGGUGGCGAGACAGGCUCAGCUGGAAGCGCAGAAAGCCACGCAGGACUUCCAGAGGGCCACGGAGGUGCUCCGCGCCGCCAAGGAAACCAUCUCGUUGGCUGAGCAGCGGCUGCUGGAGGACGACAAGCGGCAGUUCGACUCUGCCUGGCAGGAGAUGCUGAAUCACGCCACCCAGAGGGUCAUGGAGGCGGAGCAGACCAAGACAAGGAGCGAGCUGGUGCACAAGGAGACGGCAGCCAGGUACAACGCGGCCAUGGGCCGCAUGCGGCAGCUGGAGAAGAAACUCAAGAGAGCCAUCAACAAAUCCAAGCCUUAUUUUGAACUCAAGGCAAAGUACUACUUGCAGCUUGAGCAACUAAAGAAGACCGUGGACGACCUGCAGGCCAAACUGGCCCUGGCAAAAGGCGAGUACAAGACGGCCCUGAAGAACCUGGAGAUGAUCUCGGACGAGAUCCACGAGCGACGGCGCUCCAGCACCAUGGGGCCUCGGGGCUGCGGCGUCGGGGCUGAGGGCAGCAGUACGUCUGUGGAGGACCUGUCGGGGAGCAAGCCCGAGCCAGACGCCGUUUCCGUGGCCUCCGAGGCCUUUGAAGAUGACAGCUGCAGCAACUUCGUGUCUGAAGAUGACUCGGAGACCCAGUCUGUGUCCAGCUUUAGUUCAGGACCCCUGAGCCCAUCUGAGACGGCCGACCAAUUCUCUACAGUUGUGAGGCCCGGCAGCCUGGACCUGCCCAGCCCCGUGUCCCUGUCGGAGUUUGGGAUGAUGUUCCCGGUCCUAGGCCCUCGCAGCGAAUGCAGUGGGGCCUCCUCCCCGGAGUGUGAGGUGGAACGAGGAGACAGAGCGGAAGGGGCCGAGAAUAAGACAAGUGACAAAGCCAACAACAAUCGGGGUCUUAGCAGCAGCAGCAGCAGCGAUGGUGGCAAGAGCCAAAGCAGCGUCACCCCCGAGGGCCAGGCCCUGGUGAACAGGAUGAAGCAGCUCUCCCUCCAGUGUGCCAAGGGGAGAGAUGGGAUUAUUGCUGACAUAAAAAGGGUGCACAUCGGCUGAUCAUCCGAGGUCCUGGCCCCAGCGCACACCACUAUUUAUACGAGAAAACUGUGGGGAACCUUGUGCCAAUACUCUAAUACAUGCCAAAUUGUAAGCGUUUACUCUCAACUGUACUAACGACGUUUCAGUGACCUUGAGGGCGGAAGGUUUUUCUUCUGAGUAAGAGCUCUUGGGUUGGUUUGUUUUCUAGAGCACAGUUGUUGUUGCAGGUGGACUAUGACCAGAUCCACAGUCUUGGUGGAAUAUUAACUAACAGUGUUAUGGAAGCAAUAACUAGUUCCUAUGAAAUAACAUGAGCCAGGAAAGGGGCUGGGAAACAGCCCACUGGGGUCAGCAGUUUGCUUCUCCCACCCUCAGUGUGGGGCAAUAGAGAUGUCCUCGCCUUUAUAGCUUAGGGGAUCGGAACGAAAAAAGAACGUAAGACAAAACUCAACCAUUCAAUUCAGAACAUAUUUUUUUGACCCAGUGAAGGCUUAAAAAAUCCAAAAACAUAAUUCAUUUUUAUCAUCUCUGAUGUUCAGAAGGGGCUUUAAAAAAGUGUGUAUGUUGGGACACCCAUUAAAACCAUUUUCUAUAAAGGUUACUAUGAACUGCACUUUUUGGGGUGGGGAAGGUGAAUGCCAAUGCGGGGCUGGGGGCUGGGGGGGGGGGGGGAUAAGGGUAGCAAGGACAUACCAUAGAAUGGGAUUUGUGGCUGUGGGAGAGAAGGUUCUAUAGCAUAAACCUUAUCCUACCAACCAAGGGGACUUAUUCUAAGAGAAGUGCAUGUGAAGAAUGGUUGCCAUUGUUGUUCUAGACUGACAAGGUGUUAAUUUCUCUGUAGAUUGUAACUUUAAAAAUAAAAAAUUAUUUAAGGGUUAUGCUACACUAGUCUUUCUUAGAGGAAACUGUUUCUUAAAGCUAGAGAAGGGAGUAGGCAUGUGUUGACAAAGGCUGUUAAAUAGAUGCAACAGAGUCUGCUAUUCUAAUAGUAGUAAGUGUUAAGACUGCUUUUCCUUAAUGUUUUCAAGGUUACACAUAUUUAAGAGCACUGUAUUUUAUUUGUUAAGAAAACCUGGCAUUUCUAAAAGGAAAAAAAACAACCCCAUUUCAAUUUGUUUGUUAAUUCUGUCUCAACUUGUAUAUUUUAGUCAUUUGUAAAUCUCUUCAUACUGUAGUUUUCUCCUUUUUUAAUGACUGAUACAGUAUCUUAAUUACAAGGUUAUUUUG